AUGUACACAUGCCUAACCUGUCAGGCCGAAGGCCUGGAAGAGUUUGGUAAGCAUUUCACAACAACAAGACAUAAAAAUGUGAAAUUCAAUGACAUAGACGAAACCAUCAAGUGUGAGGAGUGUGAUGAUACCAAUAUUCACGGUUUGAAGAUGAUACGAUAUGGCCUAACCGCCAUCACUCUUCGUUGUGCCGAGUGCUCGAAACUGUCUGACCCGGAGGCCGAACUGGCAACGUACUCCCUUUCAAAUGGCUCCCUUUUCACCAAGUUACCUCAGUAUUAUACUUACAGAGACAUCGAAUGCAUGCGUUGCGGGAGCGAUAAAAACGUCAUGGUGGCCGAUAGAGGUCAUGAUAAGUACAUUUACUGUCGUGACUGCCGUGGUCUCACUGAAGAUAUUCCAUCAGGCAUGAGCUGGAUCCCAGAAAACCAUCAAGGAUUCUUGCAGGCCUUGCUUGGUAUCACCGAACAUGUACCUAAGCUGAAGGGCAAGGCGCCGGUACGUAAGGGAAAGAAGAGCGACAAACCCAGGAGGCCAAAGAAGGUGGAUCCUAAUGCGGAGGAGAAGAAGGCGUAUUACGAAGCCAAAAUGGCCACAAAAGCUCAAUUUCAACUGGGUACGACUAUCAAGGCUAAAGGAUCUGAAACUGCAAACUCGAAUCAAGGAAGUCGUUUCUCCCUGAGAGGUAGUACCAAAUCCCCUGUGCUGAGAAAAGAAGCUAGAGGCCCUAUUCCAGAUUCGAAAACAAAGCUGCAUCAAGCGAAAGGCAAGCUGGCCAAUGGCUCAAAGGGGCCUGAAGUAAAGAAUGGUAAGUCAGUCACCGAUAAGCCUGCGUUUAAUGUCAAAAAGGCUGAAAGCACGAAGAAAAAUGGGACCGCCGGGGAAUCCAAAUUAGUGCAACCCACACCUCGCCCUCCUGUUAAGUUACCCGCUGGCAUCUACGAGUAUCAGCCGUCAGCGGAGCCUCGUCUUCAGUAUAGUGAUAUGACCACUUACUACAAUGAGAUGUGCUUCAACUUAUUCCUCGAAGAAAAGGCUGCUCUUGCGAACAAUAACUCCUCGGUGUUACAGAGUGAAGAUUUCGUUUUGGAAUGGUACGCUCAGCAGGACGUCAAACACAAGCAGUACAAGGUUCAAAUCCUUCUCACCCAGGAUAUUCUUGAUCGCUAUAUGUCAAAAAAUUUGCAAGCUGUUAAGAGCACACCUUUCGCUCAAGACCAGGGUAUGAUUCUUGUGUUAGAUGACAGGAUUCCAUGGUAUGGACGGAUUGCCAUGGUCGAUACCUUCAAUCCGGAGAAGCCCUCUCUCAAAAAAGGGCUUUGCGAAAUGGCCAUUGAACUAUACCUGUGGAACACGAUGCCUUUGCCCACUGCGGUAGACGUGAACUACCUCACACUUCUUCCCGUCUCAGUUCCAACCUCGAGGAUAUUUUUCGCUAUGCUGAAGCUUCUGAACCCCAAGUUCAAAGACUUAUUGUUGGGACAGAAAGAGGUUAAGCAGCUUAAUUUCAAGAAUUACUUGCAAUUGACGAAGGAUACAUUUAACGAGUCUCAAAAAGUUGGCUUGCAAUCUGUUUUGAAUAACUCAAUCACUGUCUUGCAAGGUCCUCCAGGCACUGGUAAAACUUCCACCAUUCACGAAAUCAUCUUGCAAAUGUUAGAGAAGAUGCAUACCUCGCCAAUUUUAGUUGUCGCGGCCUCCAACAUUGCAAUCGACAAUAUUGCUGAGAAGCUCUUAGAGAAACACGGGAAGUCGAUCUUAAGAAUCACUUCGUUGCAGAAAGAGAUCGAAUACAACAAAGAACAUCCAUUGGCUUCAAUUUGUUUGCAUCAUAAAGUUUACGAUGGGUUACCUGCCCAUCAGCAAGAGGCGUUGAAAGCUCUCAGAAGACCAAAUGAAAAGAUUUCCAAGGCUCAGUACCUGAAACUUAUGUCAUCGAUCAUCGACUUUUCAAACAGGAUAAUAGCUCUGAGUAAGGUGAUCUUGACGACGACUGUCACCGCUGGUGGUUUGCAAUUGAAAGCUCUCCCCAGAAUUCCGAUUGUUAUCAUGGAUGAAGCCACUCAGUCUUCCGAGCCGUCUACACUUAUCCCUCUUUCCAUGAAUGGGGUUGAAAAGUUUGUUUUUGUUGGAGAUCAUAAGCAACUCAGCAGCUUUUCAGAUAUUCCAAACCUUUCAUUAUCGCUUUUCGAAAGAAUUCUCCGCAAUGGUACUUAUAAAACUCCCCACAUGCUUGAUACGCAAUACAGAAUGCAUCCGGCCAUUAGUGAAUUCCCAAGACACAAGUUCUACAACGAUCUACUUAAAGAUGGUAUCACGGCUGAGCAUCGAAUCAAGGAAGGAAUCCCCGCUAACCCUGUGACUUUCUGGGACACGAAUGGCAAAAAACCAGAGAAGAUUGUUUGGAGCAGAUUUAAGAGCGAAGGUGGUAUGACUUACGCGAACCAGGGUGAGAUCUUGAGUAUCGAGAAAGUGUUGAUGACUCUAAUUUAUGACAAGGGCAUCAAAAAGUCUAACAUCGGUGUGAUCACGCCUUAUAGAGGUCAAAGAGACUUAAUUUCAAAUACAUUGGUGAAAAAUGACCUUAUCAAUCCAGAUAAAGAUGUCAUUCAUGAGGAUGUUGAUCGUGAUGACUUUUUUGACACCUCUAAGCCCGUCACCAUCCACACUGUCUCCGAUAUAAUGAUUGCUUCUAUCGAUGCCUUCCAAGGAAGAGAAAAGGAUUUCAUGAUCAUGUCUUGCGUACGCUCCAAUAAGGAUAAUAAGGUGGGUUUUUUGAAGGAUGAAAGGAGACUCAACGUCGCAUUAACUAGAGCACGGUACGGGUUGAUCAUUAUUGGAGAUGCAACCUGUUUGAGAAAUGACCCCUUGUGGAACGAGUAUAUCGAACACCUUACCUCGAAAGGGCUGUUACUUUCUGGGGACGAGUUUGUGUACUCGUGA
Molecule: messenger RNA, 2943 nt
Organism: Candidozyma duobushaemuli
Lineage: Eukaryota; Fungi; Ascomycota; Pichiomycetes; Serinales; Metschnikowiaceae
Product: RNA helicase
Exons: 3
Coding region: 1-2943 (980 amino acids)
Biological process (GO): nuclear-transcribed mRNA catabolic process, nonsense-mediated decay
Cellular component (GO): cytoplasm
Molecular function (GO): RNA helicase activity; ATP hydrolysis activity
Source: RefSeq, a predicted model, not a curated record